Aedes aegypti (yellow fever mosquito) is the source of this 3046-nucleotide messenger RNA. RefSeq lists its product as uncharacterized. The coding region runs from base 130 to 2856 and encodes 908 amino acids. The record is from RefSeq and is a predicted model, not a curated record. The transcript has 12 exons. Lineage: Eukaryota; Metazoa; Arthropoda; Insecta; Diptera; Culicidae. Gene Ontology annotation, biological process: proteolysis. Gene Ontology annotation, molecular function: serine-type endopeptidase activity.
CAUACGAUAGUGUUCAGUUCGUAGACAUCAAUCGAUGGAGAAACCACCGAAAUCACCGAUCGUGACAGAAGUGAUAUUUUCGUGUGUUGUUUUGUUCUAAUUAUUGAAUGUAAAAAUCCUGAUACAAAAAUGAUAGAUCGUUUUAAAUCAGUUAUUGCCUUGUGUUUGGUGAUCAUUGCUUCAUUUGACGAAAGUCAAUGCAAAUUGUAUCCCAUUAGCCCAUUUCCGGAUGAGUUGGCCACCGCGAUGUUCCCAAACGAAAGGAUGUCUCUGGACGAUUGUCACUUGCGGUACUAUAAACAUGGAAAACAAGGCUUGGUGGCACCGGCGUUUGGGGAGCCGGCCUAUUUGAGAGAGUUUGCCCACAUGGCCGCGAUAGGAUGGACAAAACCGGACGGUACCAUCAGCUGGAAGUGCGGCGGAUCACUGGUUUGGGAUAAUUAUGUACUCACCGCGGCGCACUGUGUGACGGACAAUGGCAGCUCUCCCGAUGUGGCGCGUUUCGGCGAUAUCAAUAUAUUCAGCGACGAGGACGAUCAGUUUGCGCAGCAGUUGAGGAUUGUGCAAAUUAUCCGGCAUCCAGACCAUAGGUUUUCCACAACCUACAACGAUAUUGCACUACUCAAACUGGAAGCCAAUGUGACGCUACAUCCAACGGUUUCACCUGCAUGUCUCUGGAAGGACGAAGACAUCCGCUUUCCAACUCUUGAAGCUACUGGUUGGGGAGAUACUGGAUUUGCCCAGGAAAGAACCCCAACGUUGCUGAAAGUCACAUUGAAACCUAUCAAUAACUCUGAAUGCCAUGAAAGCUAUGGAACGAGCCUCCGAAGACUACGAGAAGGCAUAAAAAAUCAUCAAAUGUGCGCCGGCGAUGAACGAAUGGACACUUGUCCGGGUGAUUCCGGAGGACCGCUUCAAGUUCGACUGCUCCACAAUGGUAAAAUGACACCGUUUUUGGUCGGCGUAACGUCGUUUGGCUCGGCAUGCGGAAAUGCCAAUCCCGGUGUAUACACGCGCGUGUCAUCUUUCUUUACCUGGAUCGAGGAAACAAUUCGUAAAGAAGAAAAUUUUCCCAUUUCAUGGAACAUGAAUCCGAUUACUUGUGCCCUAAGGUUCGUUCAUUUGAGAGAGUAUGAAGAUGAUCUCAUUCAAUCAAGAUCAGAAGAUUACCUGUCAAUAGAUGGCACCAAGGCACAUAUGACGUUCAAUUAUGGAGAACUAAACCACGUGGUUACCAUUGGUUGGAAAAAUCGGAAUGUUCGUAGAAACAACUGCAGCGGCACAUUGAUCGAAGACGACGUUGUUUUAACCUUAGCCGAAUGUGCAUCUAACGCUGGUAUUGCAGCAAGUUACAUCGAAUUGAAAGACCCUUCAGACCGGAUAGACAUAGCUGAAAUCAGAGUUCAUCCAGCCUAUCGUGCGAACUCUUUGUACAACAACAUUGCGGUUUUAAAGUUAAAAAAACGUGUUAAAUUCAACUCAAAUCGCACACCCGUUUGUAUUUGGUACUCACACAAUAUUCCGUCUCCUCAACUUCAGGUGGCAGGCAUAGGCCGUACAGAUAUCAACAAGCUGAAUUAUGGAGACAUGUUCGACUUUGUCUAUGAUCCUAUGGAAACUUAUCUACUACCUCGUGCAAGCGUCAACACUAACCAAAAUUGUACGAUCCCAAGAGAAUUUCUUCCACGUCUCUCAAACGGCUUAGCCAACGAACAUCUGUGUGUUGGUAAUCCAAUAUUCUUGGUUCCCAAUUCGUGCCGUCUAGUGUAUGGAGCGCCAAUGCAGCUACCGAUGUAUCGCACCGAUCGCUUCUACACGUUUGCCUAUGGUCUGAAUUCUUUUGGGAGAGACUGUGGCUUUGGCGAAGCAGCUGUAUCCACGCGAUUACAUUCUCAUAUGGACUGGCUUAAAACGGUUCUACUGCCGAAUUUUCGUACCGCCAACUCAGUGCAGUUCGUUAAUCCUGACUUGAAGGAAGAUGAUCUCUGUGAUUACGGUGACGAUACUCGUGGAGUUUGUACUCAUUACGAGAGAUGCCCGAAAAUAUGGGAUGAUUUCAAUGCACAGCGUAUCGUACAUUUCUGUUCGUCAUCGCGCAUCGUGUGUUGCCCAAAACGAUUCAUACUGAAGGAACGUCUGACAAGUGAUGAACUAGAUUCCUGUAGUGCAGAGUACAGAAAUCUACAUGCAAAUUACUACGAUAUCCUUCAAACUUCGAGUGCUCCACACAUCGUUACGCUCCUCGGAACUGCAGCUUCCAAUCGCUGCUUGGGGUCUCUCAUCACGAAGAGUAUCGUGGUUACAGCUGCUAGCUGCGUUGCAUUACUCAACAGUCCAAGGCAGGCAGCAAUGGCUGAUGGUAGCAUUGCACAGAUCCGACAAACUACCGUUCAUCCAAACUACGAUCGUAUGCGGGCGGCAAACGACAUAGCUUUAGUGCAACUACAACGACCGAUCGUUCCGACAGCUGAAGUGAUCCCGGCGUGUAUUUGGACGAACCUUACGCAUACCCCACUGCACUUGCGGCUAUAUCGAGAAAACACCGAGGACCCACCACCACAAAUGGUCACCAUGUACAAUACCGACUGCCAACGAGAUUAUACGCAAAAAAUCAGUGCGGAUCAGUUAUGCGUCGAUCAAGUUGUACCUCUAGAUCCACCAAACAGCUGCUACCAUGCCGGUGAUCAAUUGGUAUGGCCUGAACCGGACAACGGAGAAGAUGAUCCAUCGGCUGACGCCACUGCAGCAUCACAUGUCGUUGGGUUCUAUAGCUAUGGCGAACAAUGUUCCAGUAACAACCCUGGCGUAUUCACCAGAAUCUCCUCUUACGUGGAAUGGAUUAGGGAAAAUAUUUGAACGGAAGUACUGUGUUGUCGAACAUUAUUACUUUAUUAGAAUCAAUAUUUCUAGUUAAACUAACAGUAAUAAAAAUGAUAUUCAUCUGACGAUGUAAAAAAUUAUCGAUAGCUAAGUAUAUUGUAUGCAUAAAUUUCAUUCUUGGUAAUACGCGUCGCUUUGUGUCUAUAAGGUCAAGCAAACCAGUAAA